Messenger RNA from Aricia agestis (brown argus), 2909 nucleotides. It is a transcript of the gene CenB1A, whose product is annotated as arf-GAP with coiled-coil, ANK repeat and PH domain-containing protein 2. NCBI's taxonomy places the organism in Eukaryota, Metazoa, Arthropoda, Insecta, Lepidoptera, Lycaenidae. Gene Ontology annotation, cellular component: cytoplasm. The transcript has 20 exons. Bases 109 to 2508 code for a protein of 799 amino acids. The record is from RefSeq and is a predicted model, not a curated record. Gene Ontology annotation, molecular function: protein binding; GTPase activator activity.
UCGGUUUUCACCAAGUUUUCACAAACAAUAAUUAUUAUUUUAAUUAGUUCGCAAAUAUUUAAUUCGGUUCAUCUUAAAUGUAACAAGUGCGCGCGCUAAAUAACAAAAAUGAAACCUUUAAUAGAUUUUGAUGAGUGCCUAAGGGACUCGCCAAAAUUUAGAGAACAGCUGGAGACAGAGGAGGCGAAUAUUGAUUUACUGGAACAAAGACUUGAUAAGGUUCUAAAAACAUGUUCGAUUAUGAUUGACUCUGGUAAAGCAUACAUGACUCAUAGGAGUAUGUUUACAAAUGCACUAUGGGAUCUCACAAAUAACUUCUCAGAAGACUCAACUGUACUUAGUAGCUAUAACCGAAUGAUCCAUGCCUUCCAAGAGAUGACAAAGUUUCACACAAUAUUACUGGAUCAAGCGUCAAGGACCAUCUUGAAGAAUCUCAAUGCAUUCAUUAAAGUGGACAUCAAAGGAGUGAAAGAAAGCAAACACCAUUUUGAUAAAAUCUCCAAUGAUCUAGAUGUUGCACUCAACAGGAAUUCCCAGGUCUCCCGUCACAAGCCGGCUGAUGUGGAAGAGGUGGUCAACCUGUUGCUGGCCACACGCUCGUGCUUCCGCCACACGGCGCUCGACCACGUCCAGAAGAUCACCAUGCUGCAGGCCAGGAAGAGACAUGAGAUCCUGGCCACUUUGCUGUCGUAUACGAAAGCGUGCUGCACCUACCACCAUCAGGGAUCGGAUUUGGCCGAGGAUUUGGAACCGUUCCUCAAGACCACCGCUGACGAUAUAGCAGCUAUGCGGAACGAGACAAAGGCACUAGACAAGGAGAUGGAGAAUCGACAUACGAUAGUCAACAGCAAGGACACCGUGCUACCCAGCUGUAAAUCUGUCCCACUGCAGGGGGACUCCAAGGAUGGCCUACUGAGUACCCCGUGUCUGAAGAACAUGCCGAGAAUGCAGGGGUAUCUAUUCAAGAGGACGUCGAAUGCAUUCAAAACGUGGAACCGUAGAUGGUUCUAUUUGUACGAUAAUCGUCUCGUGUAUAGGAAAAGAACAGGCGAACUGAACGUGACAGUGAUGGAGGAGGACCUCAGACUGUGCACGGUGAAGCAGGUACACGACGGCGAGAGACGGUUCUGCUUCGAGGUGCUGUCGCCCUGCAAGAGUCACAUGCUGCAAGCGGACUCGGAGGAGAUGUUGAACAGCUGGGUGUCAGCGCUGCAGAACGGCAUCAGAGCGGCGAUACAGCAGGGCCAGAGCCGCGACCCCGACUCGCAGCUCGUGCUGGUACCAGAUGACACCAGCAAGAGCGUCAGCCCCGCUAUGAAGAAGAUUAGAAUUUGGGAGCAGCUGCUCAGUAUCCCGGGCAACAACGCGUGCUGCGACUGCGGCGGCGCCAACCCGCGCUGGGCCAGCAUCAACCUCGGCAUCACGCUGUGUAUUGAAUGCUCCGGCAUACAUCGGUCGCUGGGAGUCCACGUCAGUAAAGUGCGAUCUCUCACAUUGGACGACUGGGAACCAGAUAUCAUAAAGGUGAUGGCAGAGUUGGGUAACAAGGUGGUGAAUUUAAUCUACGAAGCGAACACCGAGGGCACUACCAUAGUGCGGGCAACGCCGGAGUGUGAAACGCCUGUGCGUGAAGCGUGGAUCCGCGCGAAAUACGUGGACCUCCUAUUCGUCAAGAACAUAGUGGAGUGCGGCUCGCCGGCCAAAGACUCACCGCUGAGGAACGGACGACGGUGGUCCGUGCGACGCGCUAGACGCAGGGUCCGGACGGCUCCAGUGAUACCAGAAACUAUAAAGGACGAAAAAAGCGACCAGAACAGUAACGCCAGUGUGUCAGAAAGCUCGAGCAAAUCUGACAGUCCGGUGCUGGAGAUCGGUUCGGAGCUGGCGUCGGAGCGGCCGGUCGACCUCAGCCUGCCCUCCGACCACGACUCCACGGAGGGCGAGGACGAUGACGCCGACGGUUGUUUCGGCGAGGUGUCGGCGCUGUCGGCACAAGCGGUGCUUGGCGUGGCGGCGCGCGCGCACAACGUGAGCGUGAUGCGCGCGGCACUCGCAGCGGGCGCGCGCGUCUCCGACCCCUCCCACCACGGCCGAACGCCGCUGCAUGCCGCCGUACUCAGCGGGUCGGUGAUGGCGUGCUCGUUCCUGCUGCUGAACGGCAGUAAGCUGAACGCGCAGGACGAGGACGGCAUGACGCCGCUGCACCUCGCCACCGACGCCGGACACACUGGACAGGUGUGUCUACUCCUCCGGUAUCGCGCCGACCAGUCUAUAGUGGACAAGCAGGGCCGCACGCCUCUCGAUAUUGCCGUCGCCAAUGCCAACGCUGACAUCGUCACACUAUUACGUCUGACAAAGCUCAACGAAGAGAUGCGAGAGAGCGAGAUGUCAUCAGAUGAUACCUACAACGAGGUGUUCCGCGACUACACGCAGCUGGCGCACUCGCACCCCGAGCGCCUCGUGCGAGCGAGACACAACAACAACGAAGGCGAACAGUCAAGCGAAUGACGAAUAGAGAAACGUUUGAGGAGACUCAGGCUUUGGUGGCGGGAGUGAGGCCCGUCCGUGUUUGACACCACAUGACAAGUACAUACAGUACAUCUCAGUUAAAAAUACAAGUACUGAGGUAUGUUAAUAUAACAAUUAUUGUUGUAACUUGUAGAUAGUGUUCGUUUCAAGUAUAUAAAAGAAAAGUCUUAAUAUUGCCUCCACUGGUUAAAUUUUGGUGGGGCGAUAGCUUUCGUCUACCAAGACUCUAAUGGCGAAUCAAAUAAAGCCCAUAUAAUACUCCUAUACUACUUUCAACCUAAAACAAUGUUAUCGGAUCUGUCACAAGAAAUGUAUUCGGAGUUUCAACCAAUUACGUGAUAGUAAAUUGUCAUUUUACAUCGGUGGCAUAGGUUUGUGUA